Messenger RNA from Epinephelus moara (kelp grouper), 3714 nucleotides. RefSeq names its product MAP7 domain containing 1a (gene map7d1a). NCBI's taxonomy places the organism in Eukaryota, Metazoa, Chordata, Actinopteri, Perciformes, Serranidae. The record is from RefSeq and is a predicted model, not a curated record. Bases 344 to 2740 code for a protein of 798 amino acids. Gene Ontology annotation, cellular component: microtubule cytoskeleton. Gene Ontology annotation, biological process: microtubule cytoskeleton organization. The transcript has 19 exons.
UCCGCACAGGCAGAGGAGCAUCAGCUGUGGUGCGUCGGAGAGUGAAACUUCCCUCACUCCUCCUCCUGCUGCUUUCUUUCUCCCAAAUUCCCUCCGAUACCUUUUUAUGUAAUUUCUCUCAGCAGCCACCGGUGCCUCCGUCAACAACAGGCGGGUACUGGCUGGGUUUUGCUUUAUUUUUUUGCUUUUUGUGGUCCUAUUUCGGGUCUAACCGGACGGGCUUCCUGCCCGGUUCGUUCAGGACAUCGGGUGCAACUGGAGUGACUCCACCAAGUUUCCCCCCCAUUCUGCCUGAGGAAUGAGAGGACUGCCGGAGAGGAAGAGCCCAAACUCGCAUGUUUGAAUGAACAAAAGAGCAGAAAGCGACGGUGCUGCCGCCGAAAUGGAGGAAAACACUCUGCCAGGAGCAACAUCUCCCCACUCAGACCCGAACACAAACCCCACGAGGCCUGACCCGGAGGGGGAGAGCAGCCCCCCAAAUACAGACAACACAGAGAGAAUGGAGUCUCCAGCUAAGAAGGAUACAGACCAGAGAUUGACUACGCCCACAAAAUCUGUCGUCCUCUCUCGAUCACCUGGGUCACCUGCAUCACCUGUCCGCAGGUCGAAACCUAGUAAAGACAUCAUGAAGUCAGAGGAGAGGCAGAAGCUUGCCAAGGAACGGAGAGAGGAAAAGGCCAAAUAUCUUGAAGAGCUCAGCAUGUUACAAGCUGCUAAAAAGAACCAGUGGCUGGAGAAGGAGGAGAAGGCACGGCAGCUGAGGGAGCAGCAGCUGGAGGAGCGCCGCAGGAAGCUGGAGGAACAGCGGAUCAAGGCGGAAAAACGGCGAGCUGCACUGGAGGAGAGACAGAAACAGAAACUGGAGAAGAAUAAAGAGCGCUAUGAGGCAGCCAUCCACAGGUCAACAAAGAAAACGUGGGCAGAAAUCCGCCAGCAAAGAUGGUCGUGGGCCGGCGCGUUAAGCCAGAACUCCAGCCAGAAAGAAGGCAGAUGCUCUGUGUCAACGGUCAACCUGCCCAAACACGUGGACUCUGUUAUAAACAAGCGACUGUCCAAGUCCUCCGCCACGCUCUGGAACUCCCCCAGCAGAACCCGCAGCCUUGCACUGAGUCCAUGGGAGAGCAGUAUAGUCGACCGGCUGAUGACGCCAACGCUGUCUUUCCUCGCCAGGAGCCGCAGUGCUGCCAGCGUCCUCAACAAUGGCAAAGAUGGUUACUCUCCUCUCUGCCCUCGUUCAGCCUCAGCCAGUCCCCUCACCUUGUGCGCCCACCAGCCCCACCACCGCUGCGCCGACCGCUGGAGAGUGACGUCCAGCACACCCGACAUCACCCAGCGCCAACACAGACGGAGCUCCACACCUAUGGAUAAAAACAAGAAAGAAAAGAAGGACAAGGAACGGGAGAAUGAGAAGGAGAAGAGUGCCCUCACCAAAGAGAAGGUGCUUAAGAAGAGACAGUCUUUACCCAGCAUGAGACACAGACCUGAUCCAAGCCCCAGUCCUUUAUCAAGACAACGGCCGUCAUCCCCAGCCACGCCUAAGGGCAGAACCGCCUCCCCCAGCCCUGCUGCCUCCCCCAAGCCUCCAUCCACACGUGGAAGCCCGUCGACUCCUAAAGGUCGGCCCAAAAGAGCCAGGACCCCUGCCAGGAUAGACCACCGCACCUCCUCCCCUGUUCCCCUUGAAAGAGUGAAGGAGCCGCGUAGGCCCGCAACUCCCGAACAGAGAAAGAGUUCCCCUGUGGUUCCUGCCAUUGUAGUAGCCUCGGCCGCUGCCUCACCACACGCGUCGAGCACGCCAGUUAGAACCACUGCAGCCUCCCCUUCACCUGAGCCGGCCCAUCCAGCUCCUCCUGCCCCUGCGUCCUCACCUGCACCGUCUCCAUCAGCCAAGCCCAUGGCGGGCACCAACGACCCAGAGGAGGCGGCUCGUAUCCUGGCAGAGAAACGCCGACAGGCCCGAGAGCAGAGGGAGAGGGAGGAGCAGGAGCGCCGCGAGCAGGAGGAGAAGGAGAGGAUCCUGAGAGAGGAGCGAAUAGCAAGGGAGGCAGAGGAGAGGCGAAUUAGGGAGGAGGAGGCACGUGCCAUGGCCGAGGAGCAGCGGAGGAGGGACGAGGAGCAGCGCCUGCAGGAGGAGAAGGAGGCUCUGGAGAGAGCCAAAGCUGAGCAGGAGGAGAACUUGCGCCUACAAAAACAGAAAGAAGAGGCUGAGGCGAAAGCUCGGGAGGAGGCGGAGAAGCAGCGUCUGGAGAGGGAGAAACACUUCCAGAAGGAGGAGCAGGAGAGGCUGGAGAGGAAAAGGCGUCUGGAUGAAAUCAUGAAGAGGACACGAAAGACAGAUGGCGGCGACAAGAAAGAGACAAAGUCCUCCCCUCCCACAAAUGUCAAUGACAAAGAGGCAGAGAGCAGCAAAGCAUCUGCUGAGUAUCAGCCAAAGACAGAAGUCAGCCUGCUCAACAACAAGACAGAGAAUGGACAGACAGACGUCAAAGAAAGCCCCUCAGUCCAAGUGGUCAACGGGGUCCAGCCUAUGAGACACGAGAACGGUCUGUCCGCUAAAGAAGACACUGCCCACUUUGGAGAUAUCAUCCAUCUCGCUAAUCACGGCAACACAACCAACGGAGCACGGGAAAAGUCUGAGACCAGCAUGGCUACCGAGCCCAUCCUCACGUUUGAAAGUGAGGAGCCAUUCAUGAAAAAGGCCGGCCCCAUGAAGCCACAGCAUGUUGCAGAGGUCCUGUGACACGUCCCAGUGUUGAAGUGCUCGUCGCCUUGGGCCACUGACCUUUUCCCAGCCCUGCCAACGCUCGCAUGGGGAGCCCUGUGACCUGUGCCAACCUUUCUCCAAGCCCCCGAAAGCAAACAUACGUCUCUCUGAAGAUGAAAUGGGCAACAGAAGAUAACAGCCAAUCAUCAGGACACAAAAGCAAAAGACAAAAGAGGAUGAAAGGUGUUGCCGCAUGCGACACGGGUGCAUCAGUGUUAACAUCUGUGAAAGAUCUUUGUGGCACCGAUUCCAUGCACCUUACUACUCGACAGUAUCAUCCUUUGUACAUUACAGUACAGCUGAGUAAUUGUUUUCUUUGUUCUUUAGUUAUUUAACUGAAAGAGAAAUAUAAAAGACUGGGUACAUUUUUGUGAAUAAUGUAAAUGAACUGUGUGUGACAGACAAAGGAGGGACAGGUCUGUGGAUUAAAGUUGUAUGAAAGGGAGUCUGUCUAUGCUACUCUGAGUAGACACCUCUGAGUGAAACCCAGGUAUUAUACAUCCUGGUCUGUAUAAAGCCACCUGUAACAGUUUUUGUAAAGUUAAACUGAGAAAUGUGGAAAGAGAUUUGACAUGCAAGUUCACACCCAACAGCUUCUUACUGUGUGUAAACAAACAAACCGUCUGUUUGAACCUCAGCCAUGAUUGAUUGUACGCAGAACUGGAUGUAAAAAAUGAGUGUGCAACCUUCAUGAUUAAGUAACCAGAAGUCAUUCAAGGUCAAAUCCCCAUCAGAGGGAUUUACUCCACUAUUAAACAGUUAAAGCUGUUGUUUUUUUUUUUUCUCUCAUGCGUCAUGCGCAUGACAACAUUUUCUCUCAUUUGCAUUGAGAUGCCAUGGACUCAUAUGUAUUUGAAAUGCUGGUGCGUGUCUAUGCUAUAAUUAUUUUGAUGUGCGUUACAAGGUCAGUGGGAGCAUCUGAAGUCUUAUUAAAGACAAGCUGUCCAGUC